UCUCUUCUACUCCCACCAAAUUGAAUCAGCUAUGUCUAAUAGACCAAAGGAACAAAUAGUUCCCAAUGAUUCAUCCUUCGAUGAGGAGAAAUGCUUUGGUCCAUACAGUCUUCUUUUGAAUACUGCACCUAGUUCGAGUAGUUCUUCCAGUGUACUCUUUCACUAGAGUAUCUGACUUGUUACGAACGUGGAUACUCCUUCCAUUUCCUAUUCACUAUAGGUCAUAUCGUCAACAGAUUUUGAGUCCCGUUGUAUGUGAUAUUUAGAAUCAUACAAGACUAUAUAAGUUUGUUUUUCAACAGGAACUGUGUCGACGAGUGAGGUAUUUGCUUCGAACUGAUCGGCACCAGUUUAAGCUCAUCAACUGGGUUUCUUUACUAAAACUAGUUUGGUAGAAAUAGCUAACACUCCUGUUGUCUUCUUUUCUCUUGGUUUAUUCAAGUCAUGGUAAGGUUGUGCAAGAGCAAAACACACCUCGUUGUAAAUUGUAGUAUUUACAAACUUUGCUUCCUUUCCACAAAGUUCUUAAGCAAGGCACGUGUGUCCGAGGGUCGCAAAAUACACUCUCCUAUCCGUAAGUUCGUUAUUUCAAACGCGAGCAUACGGAUUUGCGGGUUAACUCUUACUCCAGAAAGUGCUUCGCACAACGAUUUAGAUAUGAAGUCAUAAAAUAUCAGUUACGUUGCAAGAGUCAAUCAACUUCUAGGAAGUAAAACUAGUCAAACAAGU
This is a messenger RNA of Galdieria sulphuraria, 729 nucleotides long. RefSeq lists its product as uncharacterized. NCBI's taxonomy places the organism in Eukaryota, Rhodophyta, Bangiophyceae, Galdieriales, Galdieriaceae. The coding region runs from base 445 to 669 and encodes 74 amino acids. The record is from RefSeq and is a predicted model, not a curated record. The transcript has a single exon.